Messenger RNA from Paramecium octaurelia, 2655 nucleotides. The record is from the annotation of a GenBank genome assembly. Lineage: Eukaryota; Ciliophora; Oligohymenophorea; Peniculida; Parameciidae.
AUGAACUCGGAUAAAUAUGAAAGCUUUUACUAAUUCGAGAGAUUUUAAAGUUCCUUAUCCGAAAAUUCUUAAAUUAGAAGCUCAUUUAAACAAAAAGAUUUUGAAUCACGAAACAGUUCAAUCAUCUUUGUUGUUCAGGAAUAACUCUAAAGAAUUUUAUCAAUGAUAAAUAAAGAAAAUGUAGAAUAAAUGGAAAAUAAUAUUAUCAAACUCCAACAAAUAAGUGGGAAUGUGAAAUAAUUUAAGUCUUAACUAAUAGAAUCAAUAGACAAAUAUAUUGGAAAUAUUGAUUAAUAUAUAGACUACAUCUAAAUUUAGAUGGGAAUACUUCAUUAAAAAAUUUAAGAAAUUCCAUUAGACAACGAAAUUGAAUUUUUUAAGAUAUUAAGAAAUAGAAAUCUAUCUACCAAAUUAUGCUGAAAUAAAAGAAAGUUUGUUAAAUAACUUAGUCGUAUUAAACUCUUCAACUAAAGUUAAUGAAUUAUAACAAUAUCUAAAUUAAUUUGGGAUUGAAAAAUACAAGUUAUCAUAAGAAAUCCUAGAAAAUUUAUUAUAAUAAAAUUAAGAUAAACUCAAUAAUGUACAAUGUGAAUUUCAUCAAAGUUAAAUAAAAAUGGUUCAUCUAAGUGAAGUAAGUUUAGUACCUCGAAGAUUAGCAUGCUUGACUUGUGUAGAGGAAUAUCCAUGUUAAUAUAUGAGAAUUGAAACAUUCUAUAAUUAAUGGUAGAUAUAAUAAUAAAGAAAAAUAUCCUAAUUAGAAAGGAAAAUAAAAGUAUUUAAUGAAGCAUGUUUAUAGGAAAAUUAAAAUCUUAUUAGGUUUUAGUUUGAGAUCAAUGGUUUAAUUGAAUAAUAUAGAAAUAAAUUAAAUUAAAAUUCCUAAAGUUAGCUAGAACUAUUAAGAAAGUUGAAAUAAUAAGAAUCAGAAGUUUGGUCUUAAAUUAAAAAAGAACGAUUGAAUGAAAUUGUUGAAGCUUUUAGUAGAUCUAAUCAUAUGAAUGAAUUUGAAAAUAAGCAUAAAUAAAUAUUUGCUCUUUGGCAAUAAAAUUAGAAGAAGAAUUAUGAUUUUCUCUUUAGAAACACAUUUAUUUUAUUGGAAGAUCAAGUUCCUGAAACAAAACUUUCCUGUUAUAUAGAAUAAUUAGAUUAGAAAUAAAGUAGUUUUAAAUAUUAGUUACUUAAAGAUUGCUCAGUAAAACAGUAAGAAUUUUGUUAUGCGAUUGCUUUCAGUUCAGAUUUAUCUACCAUAGCUGCUAGUUGUAAACAAUAAAUUAGGGUAUUCGAAAUAAGAAACGAAAUCGUAAUAGAAAUAUAAAUGUUAAACGAGCACUAAAAGGAAGUCGUGUGCUUAGCUUUUAUGAAAAAUUCAGAUUCAUUUAUAUCAGGGAGUGAGGACAAAACCAUAAUAAUAUGGAAAAAAAAUUCAACUUGCUAAUGGAUUUGUCAAUAGAAGUUAAAAUAGCAUUUGGACUCUAUUUAUUGUUUUAUAAUAUCUAAUAAUGAUGAUCUCAUUGUAUCUGGGAGUAAAGAUAAAACAAUUAGAAUUUGGGAGAGGGGUAGUUAGAAUAAAAUUGCAUAGAUUAUACAAGGAAAAAAAUAAUGGUUGUGCAAGCAGACUAUUUCUAGUCACACUGACUUUGUAUUUAGUUUGGCUAUAAAUGAAUCAUUAAAUCAAUUCAUCUCUUUUGGGAAAGAUAAUAAAAUAAUAGUGUUUUAAAUUGAAGAAAAAGGUUGGAUUUAAAAAUAAGUUAUUUCUGUUUAAUCAUUUGGGCUUGGAAUUAGUUUCAUUAACAAUGAUACAUUUGCAUCUAACCUUAGUAUAGUAAAAAAAUUGAAAUAUACGAGUUGAANAAUUAAAAUCUUAUUAGGUUUUAGUUUGAGAUCAAUGGUUUAAUUGAAUAAUAUAGAAAUAAAUUAAAUUAAAAUUCCUAAAGUUAGCUAGAACUAUUAAGAAAGUUGAAAUAAUAAGAAUCAGAAGUUUGGUCUUAAAUUAAAAAAGAACGAUUGAAUGAAAUUGUUGAAGCUUUUAGUAGAUCUAAUCAUAUGAAUGAAUUUGAAAAUAAGCAUAAAUAAAUAUUUGCUCUUUGGCAAUAAAAUUAGAAGAAGAAUUAUGAUUUUCUCUUUAGAAACACAUUUAUUUUAUUGGAAGAUCAAGUUCCUGAAACAAAACUUUCCUGUUAUAUAGAAUAAUUAGAUUAGAAAUAAAGUAGUUUUAAAUAUUAGUUACUUAAAGAUUGCUCAGUAAAACAGUAAGAAUUUUGUUAUGCGAUUGCUUUCAGUUCAGAUUUAUCUACCAUAGCUGCUAGUUGUAAACAAUAAAUUAGGGUAUUCGAAAUAAGAAACGAAAUCGUAAUAGAAAUAUAAAUGUUAAACGAGCACUAAAAGGAAGUCGUGUGCUUAGCUUUUAUGAAAAAUUCAGAUUCAUUUAUAUCAGGGAGUGAGGACAAAACCAUAAUAAUAUGGAAAAAAAAUUCAACUUGCUAAUGGAUUUGUCAAUAGAAGUUAAAAUAGCAUUUGGACUCUAUUUAUUGUUUUAUAAUAUCUAAUAAUGAUGAUCUCAUUGUAUCUGGGAGUAAAGAUAAAACAAUUAGAAUUUGGGAGAGGGGUACAAGGAAAAAAAUAAUGGUUGUGCAAGCAGACUAUUUCUAGUCACACUGA